AUGCCUCACAAGCUUGCUGAGCAACGAUAUCCCGGCACGAUUGAUGAAAAAGUUAGUUGCGAAGUGGCCACAUAUGUGUGGAUGCAAGAGCACUGCGCCGAUAUUCGGAUCCCAACACUUUACGCUUUCGGCUUCAUUAACGGUAGUCAAUUCACCCACAUCAGGCAGCGACCGCUCUACGUCGGCAUCUACCACGCAUUCUGGCGAUGGAUCCAUCGUCUCUUUCACUACCCCUUGCUCUCGAACUACGCUCGCAACGCAUCUGCACCAGCCGUUGGCGCCGCAUACAUGCUUUUGGAAUAUAUUGGCCCCGAGACUGGGGAGAUGCUAUCACUUACUUGGACUCAACAUAUGCAUGAUGUAAAUCGACGAGCUCGCCUAUUUAGGGGCAUGUCGCGUAUUAUGCUCUCACUCGCUCGGCUCCCACAACCACAUAUUGGUUCCUUCAAAUUCAAUGCCAGCGACGGCACAAUUCAGCUUUCUAACCGGCCCCUGACAUGCACCAUGAUGAUUUUCGAGAAUAGCGGAACGCCACGAACAAUCCAGCCUUGCCAACUGUAUCGGAGUACAGACAGUUUUGCCUCCGAUUUGCUUACGCUGCAUGAUAACCACCUCCUUCACGACCCUCACGCCGUGCGACAUGCGGACGAUGCCCGAGAACGAAUGACGAUUAGGACAUUGCUGCGAACGAUAAUGCACUGCUUCAUCUUGUCAGAUCGAAGGAACGGUCCUUACCUCCUACAAUUGACCGACUUUCAUCAAAGCAACAUUUUUGUGGACGAUGAUUGGAACAUCACUUGUUUGAUCGAUCUUGAAUGGAUCUGCGCGCUUCCGGUGGAAAUGUUGUCAGUACCAUACUGGCUUACAAACUGCAGCAUCGAUGGUAUCAUUGACGAGGAGUAUGACGCUUUCGACGAAGCACGGCAGGCCUUUCUAGCAAUCAUGGAUGAGGAAAAUAGAAGCAUACAGAUGGAACAUGACGUUCAUAUCACAAGCAUGAUGAGAGAUUUUUGGGAGUCCAAAGGAGUGUGGUUCUGGGCCUGCAUGAGGUCCAUAAAUGCUUGGCUUUUCGUGUUUGAGGAUCACAUUCUUCCAAAAUUCUCCGCUGACCGAGCAUUGGUUGUUGACCUGAAGCAGGUCUCGACGUUUUGGCGAGAGGACGUUGGGCAAGUUGUGAAAGCCAAAGUUGAUGACGAAGAAAGGUACCAGGCAGAGCUCCGGUCUCUCUUUGGUACAGAGCUCUGA
This is a messenger RNA of Pochonia chlamydosporia 170, 1245 nucleotides long. Its product is annotated as aminoglycoside phosphotransferase. The transcript has 2 exons. Bases 1 to 1245 code for a protein of 414 amino acids. The record is from RefSeq and is a predicted model, not a curated record. NCBI's taxonomy places the organism in Eukaryota, Fungi, Ascomycota, Sordariomycetes, Hypocreales, Clavicipitaceae.